GGCUGCCUGGAUGGUCAGCCCUUCAUUUGAAUGCAAAUGUAAUUUUGGGGCAGGCAGUUAUCUGUGACAUCAGGCAGAACCUUAGUAAACUGUUACUACCAGCACCUGGUAACACCAUUGUUAAUCAUGUGUAGUAAAGAGACAUCAGGGCUAGCAUGAGUCAUUUAUAGAGCCAGUUGGGGCUAGAAAAGAGAGAGAAAGAAAGAGGAAGGCAGGAAGAGAUCAAACAAACACUGUGAGGAGCAGGAUGUCCUGGCAAGACAAAGCCAGGCUAUGAGCAUCAUGUACGUGAGUUAUCUUUUGGAUAAAGAAACCAGCAUGUAUCCAGGAUCCGUAAGGUGCAGCAACAACAACAACAACCUGCCAGUGCAAAACUUUGUCUCCACUCCAUCCUAUUCAGAUUACAUGGGAUAUCAUCAUGUGCCAAGUAUGGACAACCAAGGACAGUCUUCGGGAGCUUGGGGAUCUCACUAUGGCACGCAAAGGGAGGAUUGGAAUACUUAUGGCCCAGGACCCUCCAGCACAGUUACUGCUGCACAAAUCAAUGGCUCGUCUCCUGGGCAGAUCUCCUACAGCUCUGCUGAUUACAAUUCCCUGAAUCCUGCUGGAUCUGGGGUUUUACCUCCUGUAGGUACAAUUAACACAGAGCAAAUCUCUCCCAACAGUCAAAGGCACAGCUCUUAUGAAUGGAUGAGGAAAACGGUGCAAUCCACUUCCACAGGUAAAACAAGAACAAGAGAGAAGUACCGGGUGGUUUACACAGAUCAUCAGAGAUUAGAACUGGAGAAGGAAUUUCAUUACAACAGAUACAUUACAAUCAGGAGGAAGUCUGAACUUGCAGCAAACCUAAGACUUUCCGAGAGACAGGUGAAAAUCUGGUUCCAGAAUCGCAGAGCCAAAGAAAGAAAAUUAAUGAAGAAGAAAAUGACUCAUUUUGAUGGCACCAGCCUUGGCUCUAUGCAGAGUGACUCUGGCUCAGUGAGCCCCAUUCCAGUACAUAACCCACAGACUCAUUCGGAAAUGUCCAGUUCUUUAUUUCCCCCGCCACCUCCUCCACUUCCAAUGAAUAGCUUACAGCACAAUGGGAACCUUCAGCAGGUUGUGGCCUCUCAGUAAGGCCAUUCAAAGAGUUAUUUUAUAAAGAACAUUAUAAACCAACAGUACAUGGAGCACUACCGUUCAAAAGGGGACAGGACAGCCAGAGCUGUUUUGCAAGAGAUCCCAGCAUCACAACAGCCUUGUGCGCACAGGCUCCACGUACAAUCAACUAAGGGCCAAAUCCCCAGGGCCUGUGAAAGGACAGUGGAAAACCCCCCAAGCCAAUGGAACUACUGUGUGCAAAGGGUCCUGGAUGGAUGCUACAAGGGGAUGCCAGGCCCUCUCUGGACCACAAAGCAGGCAUUUCCCAUGGCAGUGCAGAGGGUGGGCUGGGAACAAGGGGUGUCCAGUUGUUCUGCUACUAUGUGGAUCCACUAACCAAAAGACGUAUGAAGUGGACCACAGGCAAUGCUGCAUUCCUAAGAGCAAAACAGGGACUGUGCAUGUGCUCUGUGCCCUGCCACUGGAUUAAGAGGGAAAAUUCCUCCCCCUUCUCAUCCUUAUGUAGGUCCCAUGUGCUAAUUUCACUUUCUCAAACUUUGCACAUGGGUCCAGGUUUUGGCCCUGAAAAACUAGUUCAUGCUUUGGGCUACUUGAUUGAAAACCUAGAUCAAGGUGGCUACAGACUGCUGAGUUAUUGUUGGGGAGGGGUCCAGCUUGAUUUUUUUUUUUAAACAGAAAUCACUUCCAAGGCUAAAUAAUACUAGAACAAACAUGCGCUCUUCAAAUCAUCCCAUAAAUGUUUCUGGAAAAACAUUAUGGAACUGUGAACGUUGGCCCAUUUUCACUCAUGGUGGAAGAGAUCAUUUCAGUCCAUUUUGUUUCUUAAAGAAAUAGUGAAGGGAGAAAAAUUCUUAAAACUUAGAUAUACUUAAGGGAACAAUUGCAUUUUGUGAGACAAUGAAACCAUAGAUAAAGACACAUAUAAUGCAUCCAAGUAAUGUUUAAAUUCCUUGAAAUUUAGUCUGGUUUUCAGACAUAUUAAUAUUAAAAAAUUGAAAGGCCAAAUUAAUGGAAGACUAAGCAAACCAAUAUCUUCGUUGAAUAUAACCUCUGGCCAAUAUUUUAAAUGGGUCCCUAAUACUGAGGUGCCAGAUCCAUAUUUAGGCACCUAAAUAAGUAGCCUGAUUUUGAAAAGUGGUGCCAUCUCAUUGACUUCAGUGGGAGCUGCUGGGUACUCAGCACUUUUGAAAGUGUGGCUACUUAUUUAGAUGGUUAUCUAUGGAUUUAGGUGCCUAGCUUUAGGCACCAAGGGUAAAAUUUUUAAAAGCACCUUAAUUGCUCUGUCCCAUUGUUAAAAGUGACAGGCUCCUAAGUCCCAUUGACUUUCAUUAAGACAAAGCCUAUUAAGUACCUGUCACUUUUGAAAAUGGGACAUAGAUUCCCAAAUCACACAGGCACUUUUGAAAAUUUUACCCCAAAUCUUGGCCUAUGCAUAGGUACAUUCUUGUUUUCCUUUUAAUUAUAUAUCAUAAUAUUAUUUUGAUCAUCUAAUGGGGGUAAUGAAAAAUUACUUUGUAUAUAAAGAACUCUAAAAUAAAGUGACUUUUCAAUAAGUGUUUCCAAUGUGGUUUAAACCUACUGCAGAAAAUGGUAAUGCAGAAAGGAUUUUCAUCAUCAGUCUGUUAUUUAAUAUAAUUAUGAUAUAAAGUUUAAAUAUAUAUAGUAUAGGUGGAGGGGUUAUGGUGAGAACAAGAUGGCUGAGGUGGUUGGUAAUGUCAUUUCUAAAUCACCAAUUUUAGUGCAGCUCAGAUCAUUAAGGAUCAAAGUUUUUUUAAUAUCUCAUGGUUGUGCAAUGGCCUAAGUGAAAUAAGGUUAGAGGUCCCAGUCCAGCUCCAAUGGGCAUGUGUUUGUAUCACAAUGCCCUCUAAAUGCCCUCAUAAAUUGCCUUCCUGGUUGGCAGUAUCCUCAUAAGGUAUUGAGACUAAACUCAGCCUUAGAGGUGGCCCUCCCAAAUCAAGGUUCAGGCAGAUUGGCUAGUCUGCACUGUUGCUGCUGUUCUGAGCGGUACAGUGCACAAAGAGGAAGUCAUUCACCGUGGCAAUUGGUGUGACAAAGUCACUGUAUUAACACCUAGAGAUGGUUUGGAAACUCUAACUGCCGUGAUGGGGAGGGCUCCGAGUUACUACAGAGAAUUCUUUCCCAGGAGUCUGGCUAGCGGGUCUUGCCCACACACUCAGGGUCUAACUGAUCGCCAAAUUUGGGGUCAGGAAGGAAUUGUCCCCUGAGUCAGAUUGGCACAGACCCUGGCUUCCUCUACAGCAGGGGACAUUGGUUACCCACAGAUUUAAACUAGUACAAAGUUUCUCAAACUGGGAUCCGCAGACCCAGGAUACUCCAGGGGGUCCAUGGGCCCCCAUGAUCAACUCCUGCCCCUCCCUCCCAGUGCCUCCUGCACGCUGGGGAACAGCUGUUCAGCAGCGUGCAGGAGGCACUGGGAGGGAGGAGGAGGAGGAGCAGG
Messenger RNA from Chrysemys picta bellii (western painted turtle), 3559 nucleotides. Its product is annotated as homeobox protein CDX-1-like. The record is from RefSeq and is a predicted model, not a curated record. Lineage: Eukaryota; Metazoa; Chordata; Testudines; Emydidae. Gene Ontology annotation, cellular component: nucleus. Gene Ontology annotation, molecular function: DNA-binding transcription factor activity, RNA polymerase II-specific; RNA polymerase II transcription regulatory region sequence-specific DNA binding. Gene Ontology annotation, biological process: anterior/posterior axis specification; embryo development; regulation of transcription by RNA polymerase II.